CAUACCAAGAAAAUGGCAUGAUAGAGUUGCCAUAAGUUGAAAACGACUGGAAGGCACACAGCAACAACAACAGCAGGUGAACAGGGUGGCAAGGCUGGCAUGGGGCCACUUGGCCACCCUGAGAGGGACCAAGGAUGCUCGGCCACCUUGGCACCAAUAAUGUCUGACAAGCCCCAGGAGGCAUUGCUAGGCCUGACGGACAGCCAUCUUAGGUGCAGCCAACACAAGAGCCAUCUUGAUGGUGCCAGUGGUGGUACUGCUACUGCCAACUCCUCGCUGCCAUCUGCACCUAAAAUGGCUCUCCGUUGGGCCUACUCCAUCAAGGACAAGAUGCAAGCCAUAGAACAGGUCAAAAGAGGCGAGUGGCAGGCCUCAGUGUGCCGGGAUUUUGGGGUCCCCGGUGGCACCCUUCGCAGCUGGCUGAAGGAUGAGAUGAAGCUGCGCUGGUUCCUCAACCAGUUGGGUGGUGAGGUGGGCACCCAGCGCAAGAAGAUGCGCCUGGUGAACGAGGAGAUCGGCCGUGCCAUCUACACUUGGUUCCUUGCCCUGCACCAGCACGGCGUGCCCCUCUCGGGCCCUGCCAUCCAGGCCCAAGUGGAAGCCUUCGCCAGGCAGAUUUACAGCCCUGAAUGCACUUUUAAGGCCAGCCACAAGUGGUUCUGGUGAUGGCUGAAGAGGCACGGCAUCUCCAGCCAACGCAUUUAUGGAGAAGGGGCUGGCAUUGGCAGGGGAGGCGACUCGUCUCCUCCUAAACCUGAAGCAGAGGUUGGCUCUGCGUUCUCCGAUCCUUCUCCACCCAUCCUGCCACCUUCAGCCACUGACGGAGGGGGUUACAGUGAUGACCAAAUUUACAAUGCCAACGUCAUCCACGUUUAUUGGAAGACGCUGCCAGGCCAAGCCUGCCUGUUGCAACACCGUUCUUGUCAACAGCCUCCCUCAGCUCACCAACCACGGGUGAAAGACCGAGUCACCGUCUUGCUAUCUACCAACCUAACUGGCUCCCACAAGCUGAAGCCUCUGGUAGUGGGAGACCUACAGGACCCUUCCUCUCUCCGUCACCAGGAUAAGUUGCCAGCAUGUUAUUUUUACAGCCCCAGGGCGCAGUUUGAUCCCGCUCUUCUCCGAGAUUGGUUCUUUGACCAUUUUGUGCCCUGCGUUAAAAGCUUCCUGCGCUGUCACCAUCUCCAGCCAAAAGUGGUGCUCCUCCUUAGCUGCCCCCUAGUGUCCCCCGAAGGUGGUUCUGAGGAACCUUCCCAACUUCAGACUCCUGACGGCUCUGUCCGGGUUCUCCACCUUUCCAUGGCGUCAGGGGCCUCCUUGGGAAGGGGAGGCCGUGUUUUGGCACCCCUUGAGCAGGGCGUGGUGGCAGCUUUCAAACAACUGUACAAGCAGGAGCUGCUACGGCUGGCUAUGUCUUGCUUGGCAUUGGGAAGUCUUGAAGGGUCCAAGCAAACUGGUGAGGACAUUUCCCGGGACUUCCUUCAUGCCUUUCUUCUCAAAGAUAUGCUGUGUCUAGUUGGGCUUUCUUGGGAUCUCAUCACUGCUGGCUCCAUCAAGAAAUGCUGGCUCCUUUGUUUGCGGGGUUCUUUUGAACCCCAUUCCGGAGGGGACAAAGAGCCAAAGGAGGAGGAAGAGACUGCUGGUGUGGACAAUCUGGCGCCCAGCGAUCUCGCUCACCUGGCUGCUUUGAUGUGCAAACACCUGCUGCCCGAGGAAGUGGCCAACUGGCUCCUCUUGGAUGACAGCACAGAUGCGGAGAAAGGAGAAGGGGGUCUUGCCCGUGGUGCAGAGUAAGAGAGGGACAUGGCAGGAUAUGAUGGUGGUGGGAUGGAAGGAAACUAUCCACCAGUACCCACUGCCCAGGAAGCUAUAGAAGGUUUGCAGAAGGCAUUGUGCUGGCUAGAGAGCCAGGACUCCCAGCAGGUUGGACCACUGAAGGUUGUGCAGCUGCGCUCCUUCAUCCCCAUGGCCCAGCGGCUGCAAGAGGCAGCGCCUUCCAAUCCCUAGCAAGGACCAGAGUGGAGCAGCUGGAUCCUUUCUGGAGUGCCUGUUACUGUUCAUGCAUCAAUAGGGGAUCCUAUCCUGAACCUUUAAUUAUGGGGAGGUACUAAUAUAUUCUGCAUAACCAGGAUAUUGUUACAGGGUAAUUCCUUCCCUCUCAGUUUUGUUUUUAGUUUUAAAUGGGGAGCUGAAGUUCCUAAGCUUUGGUCCCAUAAACACUAGUAUCGUGGGGUUUGUUGCCUUCAUUGCCCUUGGAUGCUAAUCUCUAGUUGAUGGGGCAAUUUUCAACUGCCUCAAAGAGUUUUUAAAAUGUAGCCCUCUUAAUACCAGCUAAAAUCAAAGGGGCCAAGAGCAAAUUAUGAUUUGGGAACCAGAUGAAGACUCCCUGGAGAAGCUGUUUCCAAAAAGAAUGAAAGUGGCUACUGUAUUUCAAAUGUGGGGAGGGAAUGAAUGGUACAAAACCCACCUAGGAUUGUCCAAAAGCAAUCUUCUUAUAGGGUGGUGUUCUUUGGAUGUGUUGGACUACAGCUGUCAUGAUUCCUUAGCCAUUGGAGGGCAUCAGUUUGCAGAAGGGUGAUGUAAAGAACCGGAUGCACACUCAUGCUUGAAAAACCCACAAAAACUAAGCAUUUCUGAUUGUUGGCAGGACACACUGGUUGAGGUUGGCACCAGAAAGAAUGUUUCAGACAACCAGAACUCACCUCCAGUAACUUGGGGACCAUUUUUGCUUCUUUAGGGUGCCUCCUCACCCCACCAAAAAAAGCACCUAUGGAGCGCAAUAUGCCUUCUAGAUGCUAUUUUUAGGGCUAGGAGUAAUGGCAAUUGGUGGAUCCCAUGUCCAUGGGCUGGUGAAUCUGGUGGUUUACCACCUUGGAUAACGCCUACAAAGUUAAUUACAACCUAGUGUGAAUUCAUCACCUGUGUCAUGGGAACCACUACUGCAAAUGAUUAAGAGCGUGGGGUCAAGGUCUGCACAGGAACACACACCCUGAAUUACCUGUAUUGUUUAGAUUGAUUUCAUGGGUCUUCCCUUGCUGGAACUGUCAAUAGGAUUUAGGUCUGUGUGCUAUUUUUACUUGUCAUUUUUGCAUGGCAGAUCUUUCUCCUGAAUACAUUCUGUGCAGGAUAAAAUGGGAAACUGCUUCUCUCCCAGCCCCUGUCCUUGGUAUUGGUUGAAAUCUAAGUCCUCUGUGAUGGAGAUAAUCGCCAGUCUCAUUUCUAAAUUCAGAAGAAGCCUUCACUAAACAAAAGUGGUGGACAGAGGGUCUCUCAGCCAUGAUUUUAUGGCAUGUAUUUUAAACAUGUAUAGAAAAUCAGGAUUGACACUUGCUGUGCUGAUGCAAAGCAUUGUCGGGGGGGACGGGACCUUGCUUCUUGGUCUUUGAUUUCAUAUAGAGAUGGGAUGAGAAACAUUUGACCGUUCAAAUGUUUUGGACUACAGCUCUCACCGUCCCUUACCAUGGUUUUUGCUGGUUUAGGGCUUCUGACAGUAAAAGCACAAAACAUUUGGUAAAGAAAAGGUUCUCUACUCAGAUACAGAAUGUCCAGAUGUUGAAGUGCAGCUCUCAGCAGCCCUGGCCCGCAUAGGCUGCAUCCACACUGCAGAAAUAAUAUCUUGACAACACUUUCACUCCCAUGGCUCAAUGCUAUGGGAUUCUGGGAAUUGUAGUUUGUUCUAGAGUCUAUUUUUAUAACAAACUACCAUUCCCAGAAUUCCAUAACGUUGAGCCAUUGCAGUGAAAGUGGUGUCAAGACAGAUUAUUUCUGCAGUGUGGAUGCAGCCAAAGUCAGUGUUAAGGAAUGCUUGAGGUUGUAGUCUGACAACAUCUGGAGGGCAACAUAUAAGUAAAUAAUAAAAAAUAAAUACCUGGCAUAGAACACCAGACUUUCCUUUUCCUAAGGAUUACCACCCUAUUUACUGUUUCUUGUAGAGUCUCUUUCCCCCUCUGUCUUUCUGAAGCACAACCCUUCUCCAUCAGCUCAAGAUGAGCAAGAUAAUACAUUAUGGAUGUCUUUUCCAUUCAAUCACGUCAUCUCACAGUAUGAAAAUAGCCCCCGUUGAGUCAUUUGGGUUUCUCCAGACCUCUGACAAAGAGUGCUGUUUUGAAAGGUUUGUGUUUGUAUGUCUCUCAUCAGUUAAACUUGUGGCAGGCAAUCCUUUAUGGUAGUUACAAAUGCAUAACCUAGAGUGUUGUAUUACAUAUUUGUGAUCCCCACGUAACCCCUAUUUUAGGGGCUACGUAGGUACCAUGAAAGUCCGUCCUGCAGUCCCCAUUUACUGAAAAGCAGCUGCUUCAAGUUCAAAAAUGAUCUUUGCUGCAAGGAGGAAUUGCAACAGGGAAACAGACUCCCAUCGCUCACAGCGGCUGCUUUUCAGUAAGUGGGGACUGAUGAGGAUGGGCCAGGAUUCACAACUGGGUUCACAACUAUGCUGCUUAUGCAUACCUAUUUCCCAUACAGGAUAAAACUAGGAGCCUGCCUCUUAAGACCAAUUCCUAGACCUUGGAAAGCAAACACUUCCUCUCUCUCUCACACCCCCCAUGCGGCUACCACAGUUCUCAGAAAUGUCUCAUGCAGCAUGGACAUGCUGAUUCUGGGAGCUAUAGCUGAAAAAAGAGCAGUGCUCCCUGUCUUUGCAAAUUCAUAUGUUGUUACUCAGUUUUCAGUGUGCUCAGUCAGCAAGUCUGAGGUUCACCAAUAAAUUACACAUUCGGAAUUUGUUUUUCUGCAUGCAUUCCUUUGCCACUCAGUAGCACCACCUUUAGAUUUAGAACUGCA
Molecule: messenger RNA, 4779 nt
Organism: Sceloporus undulatus (fence lizard)
Lineage: Eukaryota; Metazoa; Chordata; Lepidosauria; Squamata; Phrynosomatidae
Gene: TIGD5
Product: tigger transposable element derived 5
Cellular component (GO): nucleus
Molecular function (GO): DNA binding
Source: RefSeq, a predicted model, not a curated record